Strongyloides ratti is the source of this 999-nucleotide messenger RNA. RefSeq names its product F-box domain-containing protein. Gene Ontology annotation, molecular function: protein binding. The record is from RefSeq and is a predicted model, not a curated record. Bases 1 to 999 code for a protein of 332 amino acids. NCBI's taxonomy places the organism in Eukaryota, Metazoa, Nematoda, Chromadorea, Rhabditida, Strongyloididae. The transcript has 2 exons.
AUGGUUCAUGAUGAAAAUAUCUUUGAAUUUCCUAUUAUGUUACUUCCUAAUGAAGUAAUUAAACUUAUUCUAAAAAAUGUUGACUGGAAGACAAUUUAUAACAUAAGACUGGCAUCAAAAUUUUUUAAUUCUUUUGUCAAGACAAAUUUAGUAUCAUUUCCAAAGCCAAAAAUGAAAAUAUUAAAUAUAUCAAGUUUUUAUAAUACAAAUGAUACAUUAAAAAUUUAUUUUUCUUUUUUUUGUGAAGAUAAAUUUAUUAAUCUUGAUAGUUUUUCUAUUUCAGCAAAUAGUAAUGAAGUUGAAGAUAUUGAAUAUUACUUACAAAAAAUGAAUCUUUCAGAUAUUGAGUACGCCUGGAUAAAAACAACAGGAAAAACAAUUAUCUUUGAUAUAUUAAAUCGUUAUUUUAAAUCAGGAACAUCAGUAAAAUCAUUAUACAUUGAAAUUAAUAACAAUCCUGUAUUUGAAAGUUUUUCAAUUUUUAUUCAAAAAAUGAAAUAUAUUAAUUUAUUGUAUCUAACAAAUUUAUGUUUUUCCAAUUAUAAGAUUCCAAAAAAUUAUACAUUGCCAAUGAUUGGAAAUUUAUGUAACUUAUUUAUAUUAGAAUGUCAAUGUACUCAUUUUGUUAAUUCUAAUAUGAUAAAUAACUUAUUUCUUAAAAAUGAUAAUCUUAAAGAAAUUAAAAUAUACUCUAAAUGUAAUAAUUUUGAAAUUGAAUUACUUAAAAAUAUAAAAAAUAGGCAAGAUUUAUGUAAUGGUCAGGAAGAUAAUCACAAACAAUAUCAUAUUUAUUUACCAAAACGAAGUGGCAUUAUUAAUAAUAUUGAAUUUGAAAAAUAUUUUCCCUGUAGAACUUACCAUAUGUUAGAUGCAAUUGAAAAUUUUUGCCAUUUUGGUGCUAUUAAACAUUGUAGAAAAUGUAGUACUCCUAAAGCUGUCUAUUUUAGGUAUAUAACACCUCCAAAACCUAUAGGAAUAAUUUGUGAAUUAAACAAAUAA